CGCUUGCUUGAGCUUGGUCAUUCUUUCCGUGGAUUUCAUCGAGUGAGGAGGUUUUUGUUGGAGAGAUUUUGACUACCCAAGCCACAAGCCAAGCUAAAAUCUGCUAAGUUUUCUUUUACCCUUUUGUAUAAAUAGUGCUGAUAUCAAAAUGUCUGACGAAGAAGUUCAAACCAAAAAAGGCCGCAAAGCAGCAGCUGAAGCAACCAAACGUACCAAAAAGGAUGCAAAAGCUGAAGUUGAAGAUGCCCCAGUAGCUAAGAGAGGCAGGGGAAGGCCAAAGGGAACCGCGAAGAAAGCUGAGAAGAAGGAAACUAAAGCUAAAUCCAAUGGAGUGAGCAAGCGUGGUAGGAGGAAAAAGGAAGAGAAGGAGGAAUCAGCAGAUGAAGAAAAUGGAGACAAAAGCAGUGAAAAUGAAGAAGAGGAAGAAGAUGAUGAAUAAUUUGAAUACAUUUCCUUUGCUUUUAAACUAUUUUUUAUACUUAAGGCUUAAAAUUAACAUGUUUACUUUCAGUAUCGAUACUUUUAGGUUUAUUUAAUAAUACACUGAAAUACUUAAUUUUUGACUGAUGAGUUUGGUAUUAGUAGGAAUCCAAUUCCAGGAAAAUGUUAAGUUGCAAUAGCGUCGUCAUUAUUUAUUUUUAGUGUUUUAACUCAUAUUUAUAUAUCAACAGAUCAUGUAAUUUACUCACACUGGAUGUAUUUCCGGAAUUGGUGUAUUUAGGUACUCGUUUAGUACUUUAGACUGAAAUAAAUUUUGUAUAUAUA
Messenger RNA from Diabrotica balteata, 765 nucleotides. The record is from the annotation of a GenBank genome assembly. Lineage: Eukaryota; Metazoa; Arthropoda; Insecta; Coleoptera; Chrysomelidae.